CAUCUUGAGACGGGCUGGUUGUUCAUUGUUCCAUCCUCUAUUUUUUUUUUAUUUUAAAAAAAAAUCAAAAUAUAUUAAUACGCAGAGACAAGAGUGUUAAGCUCUGCCUUUGAGCACCCCAUUCACUUUCUUCAGUUCUACCCCGACACGUGGACAGGCAACCAUUCCACAUCACCCUCACCAUUACAUCAGUAUCACAACACCCCCAAACAACACAUUUCAAUAUGUCUGCCCGUCGCAAUGUCGAAAAAUUCCCAGUCAAGGAUAAUGUCGCUUCAUCAAAGUCCGAGAAGUCCUCUGACUCGGACGUGACCCCUGCAGUUCCCACAAAUGUUAUCAUGAAACUCCUGGGUUUCUCCGCCGCUAUGGUAGUGGCGCCUAUUGGCAUCUACUUCGUCACAGUCGACUACGUCGGAGGAAGUGCAACCGUUGGUGGUAUUGUUGCCGCCAUCAUGGCCAACAUCGUCCUCUUCACUUACAUCUAUGUCGCUUGGAAAGACGACCAAGCUGAGAGAGAGGCCGAUGCUAAGCAUAAAGAGAAGAAGGCGCAGUAGCGCGUAUCUCGAAUAUGAUUUGGUCUUGUUGUCACUAUCAUUCAAUACCAGGUGUUUAAAGCUAUGGCGUUCGAGGGCAGCUGCGUGUAUGCUAUGUAUUUUUCAUGUGUCUAUGGGUGAUUGCUCCGAAAAACCAAUCUGCAAGUCCUAGUUCGACCGAGAUUAGUUUUGAUGUUCAGAAGCAUACUUUGGUUCGAUCAUAAUAGGCGCAAAUACGCUGCUACGCUAGUAGGCUGCUCAUCCUGUGGACCAGGCACAGUGGGUG
Molecule: messenger RNA, 819 nt
Organism: Aspergillus saccharolyticus JOP 1030-1
Lineage: Eukaryota; Fungi; Ascomycota; Eurotiomycetes; Eurotiales; Aspergillaceae
Product: vacuolar ATPase assembly integral membrane protein VMA21
Exons: 3
Coding region: 225-554 (109 amino acids)
Biological process (GO): vacuolar proton-transporting V-type ATPase complex assembly
Cellular component (GO): endoplasmic reticulum membrane
Source: RefSeq, a predicted model, not a curated record